Messenger RNA from Leptosia nina, 774 nucleotides. Lineage: Eukaryota; Metazoa; Arthropoda; Insecta; Lepidoptera; Pieridae. The record is from the annotation of a GenBank genome assembly.
AUGUCAUCUGGAAGUGAAAGUGAUGACGAUUAUGUACCUGCGGAACCUGAAAAGGUCUCGGAAGAGGAAUCUGCUGAUGAAGAAACAGAGAAACAAUACGAAAAUGAAGUUGAAAAUAGGAAGAGAAAAGGCCUACCGCCACGAAAAGGUAAAAAGAAAUUAAAAACAAAAAACGCGACACCCUUAGAAGAAGCAGUUGAAGUGAAUAAAGAAUGUGCAAAAGACCCUGAAGACGAGAAAAAAAGGGAAGAAGACUUAUGGGAAAAAUUUUUAGAAGGAACCGACUCUAAACCAAAACAAAAAACGGAAGAAACAACUGUGAUACCAAAUAAAAAAGAUGAAAGAGAUUCAGAUAAGGAUAAGACUAAGUUAAAUAAACCAGUCACUGAAUCAGAUAAGGACAGAGAGAGAAGGAUUUUUGAGUUUGCUGGAGAAACUAUUGUUGUAGAAAAUAAUGUUAUUAAAGAGAAAGUGAAAACGUCAGAGAAACCGGCUUCAGCGCUUGAGGGAGGCCCUGUUCAACCAGUUAGAAGUACAGGAGGCCUCUCAAAUAUCGUAGGCCAGCUCAACAAAAAGAACACUCUGUCAACUCUGGAAAAAUCUAAGUUAGAUUGGAACACAUACAAAAAAGAGGAAGGCAUUGAAGAAGAAAUUACAAGUCACAAUAAAGGAAGAGACGGGUACUUGGAUCGCCAAGAUUUUCUUGGAAGAGCAGACCUACGCCAAUAUGAAAUCGAACGUGACUUAAGGACGACUAGACGUAGUAACCGAUGA